CGGCAGUUUAGUAAGGUGUUUAGUAUACGACAACUAUAAGUUAUAACUAACGUAAUACACCCUAGCUAUAUACGAAAAUGGUCAAACGGACAUAGACGAUUUGGAAAUAGCCAUUUGGACUUGAAGAAAAUUAUUCAAGCGGUGCUAAAUAAUUGAAAAAUGCAGAAACUUAUCAAAAUUAUAAAUAAAUUGCAAGAUGUUUUCACAGUAAUUGGUGAUCAACAAAUGGUCGACUUACCACAAAUUGUGGUAGUGGGAACACAGAGUUCCGGUAAAAGUUCAGUGCUAGAAAGCAUCGUGGGAAAAUCAUUUCUACCUCGAGGAACUGGUAUUGUUACCAGGACGCCAUUGGUUAUACAAAUGAUUAAGUACACAGAAGGAACAAGAAAAUCAAUGUUAACGUCAAAUAACAUUAAAGACACAGAAAACAUUAAAGAAUGGGCAGAGUUUCUACAUAAGCCUAAUUAUUUUUUUUUCGAUUUUGAUUUAGUACGCAAGGAAAUUGAAGAUAAAACAAAUAGGCUUGCAGGAACUAACAAGGGCAUCUCUUUUAAUUCAAUUGUAUUGAAAAUUCACACUAAUCGCUACGAUCUGACUUUUGUAGAUUUGCCAGGUUUAACUAAAGUGCCGAUGGGAGACCAACCUCCAGACAUAGAUAUACAAAUACAGAACUUGAUUAUGUCUUAUGCCAAUAAGUCAAAUUCUAUCAUUUUAGCAGUGGUGACUGCGAAUACGGAUCCUUCAACAAGCGAAAGCCUUCAAAUAGCGAAAAAAAUGGACCCAGACGGCAUCAGAACAAUAGCAGUAGUUACAAAAUUGGACCUAAUCGAUAAAGGAACACUUCAAGACUCUAAUGAUUUACUGUGUGGUCACAAGAUUCCAGUGAAACUAGGUAUCAUAGGUGUGGUGAAUAGAAGUCAAAAAGACAUCGUUGAAAAUAAAUCAAUGGACACGGCGCUAUCUGCAGAAACAGAAUUUCUAAAAAUUAACUACCCAGAUAUAUAUAAAAAACACGGCAACAAGGCGUUAGUUCACACGUUACAGACGGUAUUGAUAACACACAUAAAAAAAGUGUAUCCACAACUUCGAGUUCAACUCGAAGAAAUGAAAAAGAAAUUGGAAAAACAACGUUUUCCACCAUGCAAACCUGAUGAACAUAUAUCGUUUUUAGUAGGACUUUUAAAAGAUAUUAGCAGAUCAUACGAAGACACUAUGAACGGUAAUCAAGACGAUGUUUCAAUCGAUGAAACUGUUGGUGGUGGCAGUAUUGCUCGAAUAUUCCAACAUAAAUAUUUAAAGAGAAUAAACGUCAUAGACCCCCUUCAAGGUUUAUCAGAUGAAAAUAUAUCAAAUAUAUUAUCAAACACAUCGGGCAUUUCCCAAUGUACUUUUGUCAAUGAAAAGGGGUUACAAAAAAUUUUAAGACACCAAUUAAAUAACUUAAUCGAGCCGUCGUUGGACUGCGCAGAUAUGGUGUGCAGUGAAAUGUUAAACGUUUUGAAUUCCAUUGACGUAAAAUUAUUGGAAACACUGAGACGAUAUCCAAAGCUCUAUGAAGAUGUACGAAAAGUGUUUGAAAAGUUGCUGGAAGAAAAUGUGAAUAAUAUCAAAGAAUUCAUUGCAUCAUACAUAGAAUCGUAUCGGGAGUGUAUAAAUACAGCAAAUCCAGAUUUUAUCUUAGAAAUAGUAAAGUUCAACGAUACAAUUCAAGAAGAAAUUCUCGCAGCUGUAAACAUAAAGAAGCAUGAAAGUGAUUAUAAACCAGAACUAGUUUUGAACUCAACCGGGAUGCCGAUUUUUCCGAUACCCGACAGAAUGGCUCAAACCGAUAGAUUAAAAACCAUUAGAAUUCAUAUGUUGAAACAAUUAUUAUCAGGUCUGAAUAACCAGGAUGUUGUGCCCCUAGAAUCGUCUGAACAAAUAAAAUUACACAAAAAUUUAAGUUACUGUUAUUUUGAGUACAUCAGAAAAAUCGUGCGGGACUUUGUUCCUAAAAGAAUUGUUCACAAAAUGGUAAAUUCGUUUUUAAAAAACCUCGACAAACGUUUAAACGAAGAAAUAUUUCAAACUUAUUUAAAAGAAAAGAAAAUUGGUGAAGUACUUAUAGAAGAUGAAAGUAUCAUAAAUGAUAGAAAACAUGUUGAAAUCAAGUUGGAUGCUGUUGGAAAAGCGUUGAAAAAUAUGGUUGAUAUUCGAAAUUGUUAAUUCCGAGUACAAUAACUAUAUGCAGCAAUUUCGUUUUGCAAUUUUAAUUUAUUUUUAAACUAUUUGUAUUUAAAAAUUAUAAAAUUAAUUGAAUGUAUUAUUUUUAAAUUGUUCAAGAAUA
Messenger RNA from Metopolophium dirhodum (rose-grain aphid), 2326 nucleotides. RefSeq names its product dynamin-1-like protein. Gene Ontology annotation, molecular function: microtubule binding; GTPase activity; GTP binding. The record is from RefSeq and is a predicted model, not a curated record. The coding region runs from base 160 to 2205 and encodes 681 amino acids. NCBI's taxonomy places the organism in Eukaryota, Metazoa, Arthropoda, Insecta, Hemiptera, Aphididae. The transcript is spliced from 3 exons. Gene Ontology annotation, cellular component: microtubule; membrane; cytoplasm.